This is a messenger RNA of Saccostrea echinata, 2128 nucleotides long. Its product is annotated as Na(+)/citrate cotransporter-like. The record is from RefSeq and is a predicted model, not a curated record. The coding region runs from base 181 to 1941 and encodes 586 amino acids. Gene Ontology annotation, biological process: monoatomic anion transmembrane transport. Gene Ontology annotation, cellular component: membrane. NCBI's taxonomy places the organism in Eukaryota, Metazoa, Mollusca, Bivalvia, Ostreida, Ostreidae. Gene Ontology annotation, molecular function: transmembrane transporter activity. The transcript is spliced from 14 exons.
GUAAGGCACCGAUUCAACGUAAUCACAUGAACACACUUCCAGGACAACAUCUGAUUAUCUGUAUCCUAUGUGGAGAUUAAGGUAUUCAUGAAAAUAUAAACACCGAUAUGACAAAAUAGGUAGAUGGACUGUUAGAGUCAUUUAGUUGUCUGGACUUGGCCGACACGGAAUGAAGCAGUAAUGGCACCUGGAACGUCUUCUCGGUUACCUUCGAGGAAAUCGUGUCGACAUCUCUUGAAUUUGAUUUUUAGUGUUCGGAACAUCCUGCUUAUUAUAAUAACACCGAUUAUUUUGCUUCCGAUUCUUUUACUGGUGGAAGGAAACGAAGCAAAAUGUGCAUACUGUAUUAUUGUAAUGGCGAUAUAUUGGAUAACAGAGGCUCUUCCUAUAGCUGUGACGUCAUUGCUACCAAUCAUUAUGUUUCCAAUGGUCGGACUAUUGAGCGCAAAAGAUGUGUCAAACAAAUAUCUCAAUGACACGGCCAUGUUGUUUGUGGGAGGAUUGAUCGUGGCAGCCGCUAUUGAAUACUGGAACAUACAUAAACGUCUCGCCCUCAGGGUGCUCAUGCUGGUCGGAUCCGAACCAAGAUGGCUGAUGUUUGGGAUGAUGUUACCCACGUGGUUCUUGUCGAUGUGGAUCAGUAAUACAGCUACUACGGCCAUGAUGAUUCCUAUAGCCAACGCCGUCCUUGUUCAGCUUAAAGAAACACGCGAUCUUGAAAAUACAGAUAUUGAAGAUGAACUAGUUGUACAGGUAGAAAUGUCCGAGCAAAAUGGUUCUUUAAAGGAAAAAGACCAAAAAACAAACAAAAUAGAGAGAUUGUCUCAAAAUGAGAAAACAGAGAGCCCAGAAUAUUUACGCAUGUGCAAAGCCUUGUCAUUAGGCAUUGCUUACGCUGCUAAUUGUGGGGGCGUGGCCAGUCUUACUGGAACCAAUCCAAAUGUCAUUAUGAAAGGUGUAGCUGACAAAAUUUUCCAGGAAAGGAAUGGUACUUCCCCCGUAACCUUUGCGACCUGGAUUCAAUUCUGUCUGCCGAUUUCUGCAAUUGUGGUAGCAUUCAUAUGGCUCUGGUUACAGUUUGUUUUUCUACGAUGCAGGACGACAAAAAGUACCCCGGAGCAGGCACAAAGAGUCAAAGAUGUUAUCAGAAGGGAAUAUUCUAAGCUUGGACCAGUCAGCUUUGCUCAGGGAGCAGUCAUUGCCCACUUUGUGCUGCUGGCAGUAUUAUGGAUCACACGAGACUUGGGAGGUGUAGGAGGGUGGGGAAGGAUUUUCCCACCAAAAACUGUUACAGAUUCCACUCCCUCCAUUCUCAUUUCCAUCAGCUUGUUCCUAUUUCCGACAGUUAUCCCUUGGAGAUUUAGUGGCAAACAUCAUAGUAAAAGUGUACCAGCUCUUCUACCUUGGAAAGCAGCCGAAAAGAUGGUUCCAUGGGGUGUAGUGCUCUUACUUGGAGGUGGAUUUGCCUUAGCUCAUGGCAGCAAGGUAUCUGGAUUAUCAGAUUGGCUUGGUUGUGAGUUGAGCGUGUUUAAGGAUUUUGAACCCUGGGUCAUGAAUCUGGUUCUUUGUUUCAUAGUGGCGGCAGCAACAGAGGUGACCAGUAACACGGCUAUUUGUUCACUUAUGAUGCCUAUUAUGAGUGAGCUGGCUUUGACCCUCGGUGUAAAUCCACUAUACUUCAUGUUUCCUACCGCCAUUGCUACUUCCUUUGCUUUCAUGCUUCCGGUUGCCACUCCUCCAAAUGCUGUAGUAUUUUCCUACGGAUACGUCAAAGUUGCAGACAUGGCUAUGGCAGGGCUUCUUAUUAAUGUUGUAGCAGUGUUUGUGCUAGUUCUGGGGACGGAGACAUGGGGAGAAGCCAUUUUUGGUUUUCAUACCCUGCCGACUGUCUUUAAAACUGCAAACAUCACUAACUCUAAUUCUGCUCUGAAAUGUGUAUGAUAAUGGAUCUCCUAGUGAUACUUCUUUGAUGGACAGCUAUAAAUCUUAAUUUCGCAGCCUGGAAUAAGUUCAGUAUUUUUAUACAUAAAUCCAGGUUUAUCAUUGUUGCAAAUGAUUUCUGUCGAUAUAUAUAUCGCUAGCAGAAGAAAAAUGGUACACAUACACGUACAUGUAGCAGUUACAUUUA